CAUCACAGGGACAAUGCUGAAGGUUUUUGCUGUUGUUGCUCUUAUUGGUGCCUGCCUGUCUUUGGGCCGGGCAGAUGAGGGAUCAUCUGUGACUGCCCAGGAUAAAGCUGGCAAGCCAGUUCACCAUUCUAUCGUGAUCAAUAAGCAGGAAGAGACAGCCAUUGUGAAUUUGGGAGCUGGCAAGAAAUCUUUCACUGCCGUCCUUGAUUAUAAGACGGGAGUCAUUGCCUACAGGUCCUUCGGCCAGAAUUCAUGUUUCGUUUCCAGGAUGAACCGAGCCACAAUCCCACCUCUUGAUAAGCUGAGCAGUGUUAUGGAGAACAGAAAGAACAAACAGGGACCCCCUCCUCCACCAGUGCAGUACAACAUUAGCCCUGAACCCAUCAAGGACCAGUCUAAAUUGGGUGCACCAGUUCAAGCCCUGUGCCAAGGACUGACAUCCUAUUGGGCCGAAGAACAAAUCGGUAACAUGUUCUGCAUUGGAGUUGGAGUCUGCAUCAAUCUGAACUUACUGAUACUUGAUGCCGGUCUCUGUGGGCAUGUUGAUAUUUUUUAAAUAAAAUGUUGCUCAUUCUCAGUAUGAACCAUCUCCUUGUUAUUGCAUACCAAAGAAAUAAAAAGCUUUCUAUUGUGUAUCAAAUAAAUUCCUGCUACUGAAAUA
Messenger RNA from Polypterus senegalus (gray bichir), 661 nucleotides. RefSeq names its product gastrokine-1-like. The transcript has 6 exons. The coding region runs from base 14 to 556 and encodes 180 amino acids. Gene Ontology annotation, biological process: regulation of cell population proliferation. The record is from RefSeq and is a predicted model, not a curated record. NCBI's taxonomy places the organism in Eukaryota, Metazoa, Chordata, Cladistia, Polypteriformes, Polypteridae.